Aspergillus calidoustus is the source of this 798-nucleotide messenger RNA. Lineage: Eukaryota; Fungi; Ascomycota; Eurotiomycetes; Eurotiales; Aspergillaceae. The record is from the annotation of a GenBank genome assembly.
AUGGCGUCCAACUUCAAAAGCUCACUGACCAUCGCCCACAUCGGAACCGCCACCGCAAUCAUCGACAUUGGCGGGAUCAAGUUCCUCACUGACCCUUUCUUCUCCCCCGCAGGCAAUGAAUGGGACCUCGGUAUCGUUCUGCUCAAGAACAGCGUCACGCCGGCAGUUGCCAUCGAGAGCCUGCCUCCUAUCGACGCUGUUUUGCUAAGCCAUGAGGACCACCCAGAUAACCUCGACGAACUCGGUCGCCGUAUCCUUGACGGCCGCCAUGUUCUUACAACGCCCGACGGGGCCACAAAGCUCGCUCCUCGCCCGGGUGUACGCGCUAUACAGCCGUGGCAGACUAUCACCUGGAGGAUAGCAGGCAAGGAGUUCGAAGUAACCGGCACGCCCUGCAAGCACCUCCCUGGCGGCGAAUGCACCGGCUUCGUGAUUACAGCCGGUGGUUUCGGUGUAGCUGCCGACGGCAAGCCAAACGCGAUCUAUAUCUCCGGCGACACCGUCUACAUCGAGGAACUCAGGCAGAUUGCGGAGCGAUGGAACGUCCUCGUUGCGGUUCUGCAUUUUGGAAAAGCAGAGGUUUCGACUCCCAAUGGAGUCCUGCAGCUUACGAUGGAUGGGAAGCAGGGUGCGCGGCUGUUUAGGGAGUUAGGCGCUGACAUUCUCGUCCCUGUGCAUUUUGAUUCGUGGGCGCAUUUCGCGCAGCAUGGCGAGGCACUGAAGAAGGAGCUUGAGGAUGAGGGAGUUGGUGAGAAGGUUCUGUGGUUGGAGCCUGGCAAGGCUACAAAGGUGCUUUGA